Messenger RNA from Pimephales promelas (fathead minnow), 4294 nucleotides. The record is from RefSeq and is a predicted model, not a curated record. NCBI's taxonomy places the organism in Eukaryota, Metazoa, Chordata, Actinopteri, Cypriniformes, Leuciscidae.
GUGUGUGUGUGUGUGUGUGUGUGUGUGUGUGUGUGUGUGUUCUGGUAAUCAUCACUUUGUGGGGACAAGAAUCUGUUUACACAGUCACGUAAUGGGGACCUCUUGCGUUGUGGGGACCAAAAAUCAGGUCCCCAUAAGGUUAACCCAUUUAAUUGGAUAGAGGAACUAUUCUGAAGGUUCUGGGCGGAGUUUUAGCAUUGGCCCAUAACACAUGAUUAUCAGGUAUUGUGCGUGUGUGUAGCGGGAGCUCUGCUGCGCCCCCAAACAUUUUUGGCUGGUAAUGCACUCACUUCUCCACACACACAUUUUCCAAUUAUGGGUGGGUACCGCCCACUUCCGGGUCCUCGUUAGGAAGGAGUUCGACAGCAACUUGAAAAUACAAGUAUUAAAUUGAUAACGUUACUUCACACGGAGAACAAAGAAGAAGAUUAACGUUAUUUACUGGAGAUGCCAACGAUCUGAACUUCUGCCGAGGAUAAAAGUGAAGCUUAAGUUUGAAAUGCCACCACGAAUCAGCCCCCUUAAGGAUGCCAUGCAUCAUGUUGUUUCAAAAACUGACAAAACAUUCAAAUUAGAUGUGAAGUAUAUCAGUGCAGUGAAAGGACGUGGUCUAUUUGCAAAGGCUGCCUUUUGCAAAGGUGAUUUUGUUGUUGAGUACAGGGGAGAUAUGAUAAAUGAAGCAGAACUUCAGAGGAGAAGAAAACGUUACCACGCAUCCUGUGCUGCAUUUAUGUUUGAUUUCAAGUGGCGAGGGAAAACAUGGUGUAUUGACGCGUCAAGGGAAGAUGGAUCGUAUGGGCGUAUCGCUAAUGAUUGCCACAAUCAUCCAAAUUGUAAGAUGAAAAAAAUUGACGUCAAUGGAAAGCCUCACCUUUGUCUGUUUGCCCUGAAUGACAUUAAAGAAGGAGAAGAAAUUGCCUAUGAUUAUGGGGGAGAAGACUACCCAUGGAGAACACAAAUGACCAGCGUUGCUGUUAAAACCAGCACAGUGAAUGACUCUGAUCCUUCUCUCCAGUCAGUGACUCAGAUGGAUGAAGAAUCUGCUCAAAUCAACCCUCCUCAACAGAUGACCAGCGUUGCUGUUAAAACCAGCACAGUGAAUGACUCUGAUCCUUCUCUCCAGUCAGUGACUCAGAUGGAUGAAGAAUCUGCUCAAAUCAACUCUCCUCAACCGAUGACCAGCGUUGCUGUUAAAACCAGCACAGUGAAUGACUCUGAUCCUUCUCUCCAGUCAGUGACUCAGAUGGAUGAAGAAUCUGCUCAAAUCAACUCUCCUCAACAGAUGACCAGCGUUGCUGUUAAAACCAGCACAGUGAAUGACUCUGAUCCUUCUCUCCAGUCAGUGACUCAGAUGGAUGAAGAAUCUGCUCAAAUCAACUCUCCUCAACAGAUUGUGAUACAACACCGAAAUGAAAAUGACAUUUUUGUACCAAGACUGAGACGGACUAAAAGUAUUGUGAUGAAAGACAUUGAUCUUCAAGAUUCUGGUGAGCUCUUUGAUUCUACACCAGAGAGUUCAGAUAAUUAUGUUCCAGAUACCACUUCCGACAGUGACUGUGACAGUGAUGUUAGCCUUACACUGAACCCAACAAAACGUCAGCUUCUUGAUCAACUGGAUAUGAAUGAAUCUGCCUCUGUAAGCUCCCCUGACUGUGACUCAACAACGUCAGACAAUAUGCACAGCGUUACGUCUAAAGCAUCUGGAACAGUAGAAGAGCCCAGUUCAAGUCAGAACACAAUAGACUGCGUAGUUGUUAAUGCAUACCAUAAAAGAGAUGGUGGUAGAGUGUAUAACAAGAGACAUUACUGCUUGUAUUGCUCCAAACCUUACGCUAAGAUGGCAAGGCAUCUAGAAAGUUCACAUGCAAAUACAUCUGAUGUGGCUAGAGCUCUAAGCUUUCCAAAAUGUUCAAAGGAGAGAAAAAAACAGUUGGAUUAUAUUCGCAACAAAGGGAACUAUGCCCACAAUGCUGCGGUUAUGGAAUCAGGAAAGGGGGAACUGGUGCCAUUUAAACGACCACCUAAAAAAGCACUGGGAGAGGAUUUCAUGCAUUGUGCAUACUGUCAAGGACUUUUUACGAGAAAGGUCCUUUGGCGACAUAUGCGUUCUUGCAGACUUAAACCUCAGUCAGUCCCCCCCAAACCAGGAAAAAACCGUGUUCAGUCCAUGUGUACAUACACGGGGCCUGUGCCUUCAAACAUGACCAAACAACUGUGGGGAGUAAUCAGUGCCAUGAAUCCUGACCCAAUCACAGAUAUUAUAAAAAAUGACAAAGUAAUUACUGAAAUUGGGCAGCACUUGUUGAACAAAGGAGGGAUAUCAGCCAAAAAUCAACAGUAUGUGCGGGAGAAGAUGCGAGAAUUGGGACGGUUGAUUCACAAGGCGAGGAGAGUCACCUCGUUAAAAACGAUGGAAGAUUGUGUAAAUCCAAAGAAGUACAUGGAGACUGUCAAAGCUGUGAAGUAUACGUGUGGGUAUGACAGUGAAACAGACAAGUUCAUGAUUCCAUCGCUUGCAAAUAAGCUUGGGAAUUCCCUGGUUAAAGUGAGCAAACUCUUAAAAGCUCAGGGAUUAAUCUCAAAUGACAAACAGCUUGUUAAGAAUGCCAGUGAGUUUCUAGAAGUCCAUCAGAACAAGUGGAACGAGUUGAUCUCGGCUACAGCAUUGAGGAACAUCAGUGAAGCAAAGUGGAAUGUGCCCACUAUCAUGCCCUUUACUGAAGACGUCCAGAAAAUGCACACACAUCUCAGUGAAGUGCAAGAGAAGUGGUUCAAAACACUCUCUGGAAGUCCCUCUACUAAAACCUGGAUGGAGCUGGCAAAGGUGUGUCUAGCCCAGAUGAUUCUCUUUAACCGCCGCAGGGAAGGAGAGGUUUCGAGUAUGCCUUUGUCUGCAUUUCUUUCAAGAGACACUUCUCAUCCACAUGAGGAUGUGGACUGGGCACUUUCUGAAGUGGAAAAAAAACUCUGCAGACACUUCACAAGGGUUAUCACAAGAGGAAAGCGUGGUCGACCAGUUCCAAUUCUUCUGACUCCAAAAAUGCUAUGUGCCUUAGAACUCCUUGUUAAGCAGAGAGAGGUUUGUGGGGUUCUGAAAGACAAUCCCUAUAUGUUUGCAAGACCAGAAGCCAUGACACAUUUUCGAGGGUCAGACUGCCUCCGUGGCUUUGCUAAGGUGUGUGGCGCAAAGUGUCCCAAGUCACUGACAUCUACAAGGCUGCGAAAGCAUGCCGCAACGCUUUCAACAGUGCUGAAUAUGACUGACACCGAGAUGGACCAGCUGGCAAACUUCCUUGGACACGACAUAAGAAUCCAUCGUGAGUUCUAUCGACUCCCUGAGAAGACCUUGCAACUUGCCAAGAUCAGCAAAGUUCUAAUGGCACUUGAACAAGGAAGAUUAGCUGAGUUCCAUGGCAAGAACUUGGAUGAAAUUGGGAUAGAUCCUGAUGAAAAAGUUCUUAACUCUGAUGAGGAAGACGAGAGCAUAACAGAGGGACUCUGUUCAUCUACUGUUGACGAACCAUCUUCAGAGGUGGCACUUCCUCCUACCGAGAGGAGUGACAUGCCGCCACCACCCAAGAGACGCAGACUACCAGCAGAUGAAGAGAUGCCUACAGAAGCCAGUGCUGUGAGGCCUUCUUCCAAAGGUAAAAGUACCCAGAAGACACCCUGGCAGCAGACAGAGGUGCAGGCGGUGGAAAGGCACAUGCAGCGAUUCAUCACAUCGCUCACUGUACCAGCAAAGAGCGACUGUGAAAAGUGCUUGAAAGCUGAACCAGGAGCACUGAAGAACCGUGAUUGGAAGAAUGUAAAAUUUUACAUUUAUAAUCGUAUUACAGCUUACAAAAAGAAAUUCCAGUGCAAAUAAUAAUAAUGUGAACAUCAUGGCAGGUUUUGUUCAAAGAUUUUAAAGGGUUAAAGAUGUUUUAAGGUUUACUAUCCCUUUAAAACUACAGAAACACUUGUAGGCUAUAGAAUAAUUUUGUUUGCCAUAUGUUUUAUGAUGACUGUGAUGGCCACCAGUCGGAAAACAUUGAUCAAACAACAUUUCAAAUAGAGUGUCAUGUUUGCAGUACAGUAUGUUUAUGAUGACCGUGAUGACCACCAGUCGGAAAGCAUUGGUUGGACAAAGUUAAUUUAAAGUCGUAGUUUGUUUAAAUUCACAUGUAUGUGAAAGGAAGCAUGUGUGAAAGUUAUUUUUUUUUAUAUACUUUUAAUAUCAGGACCUUGUUUUUAGGUAUGACUUCAUUUUGAGUUUUGUGAAGCUGAGUUCAAUAAAAGUUGAAUUCCGCAA